AUGGCGUUGGACAACUACUAUCGUAACAAAAUCGAGAGCAUGAAGCUCGAGAUCAUACAAGGCCAAGCAGUUUUACGAAGGUUAGAAGCUCAACGCAAUGAUUACAACUCCAGAGUCCGUCUUUUGAGGGAAGAGCUAGGCUUGCUGCAACAGCCUGGAUCCUAUGUUGGUGAGGUGGUCAAGGUGAUGGGCACCAAGAAGGUGCUCGUCAAGGUUCAUCCAGAGGGAAAAUACGUGGUCGACAUUGCCGAUAACGUCGAUGUUUCCAAACUCACCGUUGGCAAGCGUGUUUCCUUGCUUUCUGAUACAUAUAAGCUCGAAAAGAUGCUUCCGUCUUCCGUCGAUCCUCUCGUGUCGCUGAUGAUGGUCGAAAAGGUUCCAGACAGUACUUACGAUAUGAUCGGUGGACUUGACCAACAAAUCAAGGAAAUCAAAGAAGUUAUCGAGCUUGGAUUGAAACACCCUGAACUCUUCGAAUCGCUCGGUAUCGCCCAACCCAAGGGAGUGCUGCUUUACGGACCGCCGGGUACGGGAAAGACACUACUGGCACGAGCGGUUGCUCAUCACGCAGACUGCAAGUUCAUUCGAGUUAGCGGUUCGGAACUGGUACAAAAGUAUAUCGGUGAGGGAAGUCGAAUGGUGCGAGAGUUGUUCGUGAUGGCUAGAGAGCAUGCUCCUAGUAUCAUCUUCAUGGACGAGAUUGACAGCAUCGGAUCCAGUCGAGUUGAGGGUAGUAGUGGCGGUGAUUCUGAGGUUCAGCGAACAAUGUUGGAACUGUUGAACCAGCUGGAUGGUUUUGAGCCCACCAAGAACAUCAAAAUUAUUAUGGCAACCAAUCGAUUGGAUAUUCUCGACCCUGCACUGCUUCGACCUGGACGUAUUGACCGAAAGAUUGAAUUCCCACCUCCUACGGUGGAAGCUCGAGCGGACAUUCUACGCAUUCACUCGCGAUCCAUGAACCUGACGCGCGGUAUCAACCUGACCAAGAUUGCCGAGAAGAUGAACGGAUGCUCCGGAGCCGAGUUGAAGGGUGUCUGCACAGAGGCCGGCAUGUAUGCCUUGCGAGAACGACGAGUGCAUGUGACUCAGGAAGACUUUGACUUGGCGACGGCCAAGAUCUUGAACAAGCACGACGACAAGGAGGUCAGUCUGGGCAAGGUCUGGAAAUAG
Molecule: messenger RNA, 1170 nt
Organism: Talaromyces marneffei
Lineage: Eukaryota; Fungi; Ascomycota; Eurotiomycetes; Eurotiales; Trichocomaceae
Exons: 3
Coding region: 1-1170 (389 amino acids)
Biological process (GO): proteasome-mediated ubiquitin-dependent protein catabolic process
Cellular component (GO): proteasome regulatory particle, base subcomplex
Molecular function (GO): ATP hydrolysis activity; ATP binding; proteasome-activating activity
Source: RefSeq, a predicted model, not a curated record